GCGGCCCCGCCCAGAGCGCGUGCCCGGAGCGUCUCCCCUGCUCUCCCGCCGCAGUGGUGCGGCCCAAGGCGGAAGCGGCUCCGGCGCGGAACCAGCUCUGCCGCAGCGAUGGCUGCCGGUGUCCCCUGCGCACUGGUUACCAGCUGUUCCGCCACCUUCACCGGGGACCGGCUGGUGCAACAUAUCCUUGGGACAGAAGAUGCUGUUGUGGAAGCGACCUCCAGCGAUGUUGUGAGGUUUUACCCCUGGACCAUCGAUAACGAGUACUAUUCCGCAGAGGUCAACCUGUGCGUGGUGCCAAGCAAGUUCCUGGUCACUGCCGAGAUUGCCGAGUCAGUCCAGGCAUUUGUAGUUUACUUUGACAGCACACAGAAAUCAGGUCUUGACAGUGUCUCCUCAUGGCUUCCUCUAGCAGAAAUAUGGCUACCUGAGGUGAUGAUGCUGGUCUGUGAUAGAGUGUGUGAAGAUGGAAUAAACCGACAACAGGCUCAAGAGUGGUGCAUCAAACAUGGCUUUGAGCUGGUGGAGCUCAACCCAGAGGAGCUGCCGGAGGAGGACGAUGACUUCCCUGAAUCUACAGGUGUAAAGCGGAUUGUACAAGCAUUGAAUGCCAAUGUCUGGUCCAAUGUCGUGAUGAAGAAUGACAGGAGCCAGGGCUUCAGCCUUCUCAACUCCCUGGCUGGGGCAAACCGCAGCAUCGGAUCAGCAGAGAGCUGUCACUCUGAGCAGCAGGAGCCAUCACCAACAGCUGAGAGGACAGAGUCCCUCCCUGGCCAUCACAGUGGUGCGUGUGGCUCAGAAGACACACAGGUUGACAGCAUUGUCGACCCCAUGUUAGACCUGGAUAUUCAAGAAUUAGCCAGUCUUACCACCGGAGGAGGGGAUCUGGAGAACUUCGAGAGACUCUUUUCAAAGUUAAAAGAAAUGAAAGACAAGGCUGCGACGCUUCCUCAUGAGCAAAGAAAGUUGCAUGCAGAAAAGGUGGCCAAAGCCUUCUGGAUGGCGAUAGGAGGAGACCAAGAUGAGAUCGAGGGGCUCUCUUCUGAUGAUGAGCACUAAGUUCUUCUGCUAGGUUUGACUGACACCGAUGCCAGCACUGUGCA
Mastomys coucha (southern multimammate mouse) is the source of this 1103-nucleotide messenger RNA. RefSeq names its product alpha and gamma adaptin binding protein (gene Aagab). NCBI's taxonomy places the organism in Eukaryota, Metazoa, Chordata, Mammalia, Rodentia, Muridae. The transcript is spliced from 9 exons. The record is from RefSeq and is a predicted model, not a curated record. Bases 109 to 1059 code for a protein of 316 amino acids.